Molecule: messenger RNA, 1783 nt
Organism: Castor canadensis (American beaver)
Lineage: Eukaryota; Metazoa; Chordata; Mammalia; Rodentia; Castoridae
Gene: Tnfsf14
Product: TNF superfamily member 14
Biological process (GO): immune response
Cellular component (GO): membrane
Molecular function (GO): tumor necrosis factor receptor binding
Source: RefSeq, a predicted model, not a curated record
UGUGGUUUCCUCUGAGAAACUCAGGAGUGCCUGCCCUGCCCUGGGCAUCUUGGAGCCUCGUCUUCUCGGGCAUGGAGGAGACAGUCGUGAGGCCCUCAGUGUUUGUGGUGGAUGGACAGACGGACAUCCCCUUCAGGAGACUGGAACAAAGCCACAGGAGACAGCGCUGUAGUGCUGCCCAUAUCUGCCUGGCUCUCCUGCUACUGCUCAUGGGCACCGGGUUGGCUGUCCAAGGCUGGUUCCUACUGCAGCUACGCCAGCAUCUGGGGGAGCUGGCCGCACGCCUGCCGGACCAAGACUCAGAGCAAGACUGGAAGAAGCUGAUGCAAGAGCGGAGAUCCCCCAGGUCCAGCCCAGCGGCACACCUGACAGGGGCCAACGCCAGCUUGAAGAGCAGUGGGGGCCCUCUGCUGUGGGAGACACAGCUGGGCCUGGCCUUCCUGAGGGGCCUCAGCUAUCGCAACGGGGCCCUGGUGACCACCAAGACUGGCUACUAUUACGUCUACUCCAAGGUGCAGCUGGGUGGCCUGGGCUGCCCCCAGAGGCUGGCCAAUGGCCUUCCCGUCACCCACGGGCUGUACAAGCGAACGCCCCGCUACCCUGAGGAGCUGGAGCUGCUUGUCAGUCGGCGGUCACCCUGUACACGGGCAAACAGCUCCCGCGUGUGGUGGGACAGCAGCUUCCUGGGUGGCGUGGUGCACCUGGAGGCUGGGGAGGAGGUGGUCGUCCGUGUUCCAAAUGAGCGCCUUGUCCAACUCCACGAUGGCACCCGGUCCUAUUUUGGGGCUUUCAUGGUGUGAUGGAAAUAGGGACAAAGGAAGGAAAGGGGAUCUGACUUGCAGAGACCUCAGAGGGACAGAAAAUCCCCCAGGGGACAGAAAAUCCAGCAAGCAGAGAUCUUGAAAAAUGACCCCCUUGGUGAACUCCAAACUCAGCAGGUGGAGGACUCAGUGGACAUCUAGGGACCAAGAUCUCAGCCACCCUGAGAGGUUGGAAUCCAGCAUGCCCUUCCAGAGGAUGGAUCACAGACCUUUCACAGACAAUACUAAAGACAAAGGCCUGGAGACUUGGGGUUCUGUGUGCCCCCAAGUGUGGGGCAUAGCUGAUUUGCCUGAUAUUCAGGAAGAAGGGAUGAAGGUUGGGUAUUUAUACUUUCAAUGUGGGAGACAGUGGGACUUGGAAUUCCAGGGAUUUGGACAGAGAAACUGCAUCACCACCUCACCAUUGUCAUAGGGUGGCCAGGGGACAUCUCUCACAAAGACCAUGUGGAGAACCCAACCUGGCUCCACAUACAGUCAUUGUGGCAUCCUUUGGUUUCACCCACGGACUUGUGUUGGCCAGUUGCCAUGGUGUAAAUAGUCCCGUCAUGGCAGAUUUUUACCAAGAACGUAUCUAGAGGCUGACUGUGUCCCACCACUGCUAAGCCCACACAUUCUACGUGGCUAUGACCUCAGCACUCAGCCCAGUGUGUGUUUUAUGACAGGCACUCAGGAAAUGCUUCCUGAUGAAAAGAAAGGAGAAACAGACCCAUGGCAGCAUGUGAGAGUGCAUCUCAUGGUUCCACGAUGGAAGUCUUUCUCAUUCACGACAGAAUCACACAUACAAACAUAUGACAUGCCUAGCUGCACACACAUAAGACAUGGAUGACACGGACUGCAUCAUGAGUGGUCUCACAAUGACACUGCAUGACAGCCACAUGCAUACACGACUCACAGACAGCAUCACGACACACAGCCACCUACAUGUCACUGUCACAGUUAGUAAUUCUCAGCACAUUGGACUU